Messenger RNA from Sinocyclocheilus grahami, 1066 nucleotides. Its product is annotated as carcinoembryonic antigen-related cell adhesion molecule 6-like. The annotation marks the transcript as partial. The transcript is spliced from 6 exons. Lineage: Eukaryota; Metazoa; Chordata; Actinopteri; Cypriniformes; Cyprinidae. The record is from RefSeq and is a predicted model, not a curated record.
AGUGAAGAAUACAAGUGCAAGUCCAGAAAUAAACUUGGAGAGAAAUACUCUGAUGCUGUGACUUUAAACAUUACGUACUCUCCAAAGAAUGUCUCAGUGUCCAUCAGUCCAACUGGUGAAAAAGAAGAUUCAGUGACUCUGAGCUGCAGCAGUGAUUCAAACCCACCUGCAGAAAACAUCUGGUUUAAGGAGAAUCAAAGCUCAGCUGUUGGAUCUGGACAGAGUUUCAGUGCACUACAGAGUGGACGCUUCUACUGUGAGGCUCACAAUCAACACGGAUCUCAGAGAUCAGAUGCUGUUACUGUCACUGUUAAAGGAGAUAAAACAGUCCUGUACGCAGCUGUUGCGAUCGCAGUCGGAUGUGGACUUUUAUUUCUUAUCUGCAUCAUCAUGUUCAUAAGGAAGGCAACAAGUGGCGUUGCAGACGUCAGACAGAAGCAGGUUGAACAGCCUUCCAGCUCUGAGAGGAACCACUGUGAUGAUGGUCUGUAUGCUACAGUUUCACCCAAGAGACCCAGCGCAGAUCAGACCCCGGGAAAAGCCAAAAAGAUAGUGUACGCAACCUUCCAACACAUCCGAAACAAUGAGAGCAACGAGAAUCUGAGAGUGCACCAUCCUGAUCCUGCUGCGAGAUUCGAUGCGAUGGUGGGUAAAUCAGUGAUUUACAGCAGAAUCAAAUGAUCCAGGACCUGUCACACGGAUUGAAACUGAAGCUGCACUCAAUCAGCUGAGUGUAAAUAUACUGCAGCUUUGAAUCAGAUGUUUAGAAUAGUGAUGUAAAUGCAUGUCAAGACACAUGACAUUUCUCCCUGUUAGUAGUUGAAUAGGAAGUACGUACCAUUACCACAAACUAAGAAUGUCCAUGGUGGUUAUUUACAUCAUUGUACCUAGAUGUUUUUAAGACUGUGGUUAGUGAUUGGUGCGUCUGUGUGGGGAAGUUACAACCUCAACUAGCUGCAUUUAAACGCCUGUCGAAACUCUUUCUGUUAAUAGCAUGUUUUGUAAUGUUUCCAAAGAUUUGCGUAAUUUUCCAUGAAUUGCAAUCUCGGUGUUACGUGUCUUAGUC